Molecule: messenger RNA, 1663 nt
Organism: Amoebophrya sp. A25
Lineage: Eukaryota; Dinophyceae; Syndiniales; Amoebophryaceae
Source: the annotation of a GenBank genome assembly
CAAGCUGGAACUGGAAGAAAGAGUUACCAUAGAGCGAACAAAAUGUCCCUCUCUUCGCCAAGUUUCGCUCUCGACGGCCACGAUAAGUAUGAGUCGGCCGCCACCGCGCGUCUGCGAUCUCUUCAGCAAAAUGCUGGGGAGAAUUCACCUUAUGAACACACCACUCUCACUCAAUCUUAUAAAAUACUGUAUACUUCUUCUGAGUUAGACCACUUAAUACUACUGACGAGGAGGUAUUAAGUGAGAGCGUGAAAGACCACGACGAACAAGAUUCACAUAGCUUCUUCUUCCGCAAAGCAUUUUCGUUCCCAUUGAUUCUUGAGAUAAUAAUGAUAAAAUGGCAAAAAUCGAAGUCGAACGCUGCUCUAAUUGCCGUCCGCAUCUCUCAUAGUCGGCUCCGCAUCACUCAUCACGCUGGAUGGUGGGCAGGAGCAGACUCCUGGAAACUCCGGAGCGCGAGGAGGCUCGACGGGUGGGGCCACUUCGUCAUCCACUGUUCUUAUGUCUUUGUGGAGGACGUCGUUGGUCCUCGUUGUUGGUCCUCCUUUGGAGUUGUGUAGAGAUGGCUGUAUUGUUGAAGAUGAACAGAUGUUGUACUAGUGGAGGAACUGAACUACAGGCGAAAAGAUGAACUCUACUUACACUUCAAUUUAUAAUAUGGACGCUUUUCUUCUCCUUGCAUCUUCCGAUGCAAUUCUGAACCACAACUGGCUAGAGGACAUGAUCAAAGGACAACUAGGACAACUUCUUAAGCCCUACUUUUAAAUCUUUUGUUUGGCAUUCACUCACUCGCCCGUCUAUACGUCAUGAUGUGUCUGCUAGUCCACCACUCCUAGACCACUCACAUUUUCUAAGACACCCCACAAGCACAAAACACGCACUUCCAGCCGGAGUGUCUCACCUCCUCGUCGGAGCCCACCGAUCGUGUAUCAGAGUCGGAGUCUAGAGGACGAGGACUCACGGCCAAGGACGCAGAUGGAGCGAGCAGCGCAGGUCCUAGAACACGAAGCAAAUGUGAGGGGGAAUCCCUUGUACUUGCAAAAACAAAAACGAGAAGCAACGGAAGCGCUUCUGAGAAGUCCAGAUUUAUGACGUGGAGCAGUUCUACAAGAUGAAGUUGUACUUCUAGGUUGUUGAAGUUUUCACAAUUUGCUUUUGUGUUUGUGUAGUUGUUCAAGUUGCAAAUUCAAUGUGUAAAAAAACGCUAAUUCUACUAGUUCUUGCAGUUGUACUUCAUCUAGAAUCCGCAACUCUAAUAUGUAACUGCUCCUACUCCACAGUAAUAUUAGCAAUAGCUUACACUCACGGCACCGCCAUCACUUCGUCCUGCUCCUUUCAUACUAGAAUCCUUUUGGCACAGCUAUCCAUAGAGCCGACGUGCGCGAGCAGGUGGGAACCUUGCUAGACGACCGAACGCUCGGUGCGUCAGCCUUGCGAAAUAAACAGAAAUUGUCGGUGCACCAGCUUCUGGGCGAAAAGUCGGCUUACGAUGUAUGAUAAGGGAACGAAUUCAGUACGUAGAAGUUGUAGUUGUUGAUCUACUUCUUAGAUAAUAAAUGACGAGACCUUUGUUUGACUUUGUUAAAAAUGAAUGUAGUUCAUGUCUGAACUACUACUAGAAAGUAGUAGUCCUCUUCUUCAUUCCCUCUUCUCUCCACGAAAC